Phycodurus eques (leafy seadragon) is the source of this 3639-nucleotide messenger RNA. It is a transcript of the gene ptchd4, whose product is annotated as patched domain containing 4. NCBI's taxonomy places the organism in Eukaryota, Metazoa, Chordata, Actinopteri, Syngnathiformes, Syngnathidae. The record is from RefSeq and is a predicted model, not a curated record. The transcript is spliced from 3 exons. The coding region runs from base 58 to 2772 and encodes 904 amino acids. Gene Ontology annotation, cellular component: membrane.
UGUCACACGUGCUUCGUCGGAGGAGACGGGGCAUCUGCAAGCUGGAUUCGGUGGAGGAUGCUGCGGCAAGUGAUACACAGAGGGCUCAAGGCUUCCUUCUACUGGUUAGGCUUAUUCGUUAGCAGACACCCCGUUUUCUUCCUCACCGUGCCCGCGGUUCUCACCAUCAUUUUCGGAUCUACGGUGUUGAGCCGAUUCAAGCCGGAGACGGACCUCGAGUUGCUGGUGGCCCCGACGCACAGCCUGGCAAAGAUUGAACGAAGUCUGGCCAACAGCCUGUUUCACAUCGACCAGUCCAAGCACAAGCUGUACUCGGAUUUGCACACCCCGGGCAGAUAUGGCAGGCUGAUCCUGUCGGCCAAGUCCGGAGGGAACAUCCUGGAGGUGGCCGAUCAGGUGCUGCGAGUUCACAAGCAGGUGUUGGAUUUGCGGGUCAAUUACAAAGGAUUCAACUAUACGUUCGCGCACCUCUGCGUGUUGAGCCACAGAGACAAGCGCUGCCUCCUGGAUGAUAUCGUCACCAUCUUCGAAGACAUCCGACAGGCGGUGCUUUCCAACAGCACUUUCCACAAGGUGCCCGUCAGCUACCCCAACACGACGUUAAAGGAUGGUCGAGUAUCCUUCAUCGGUCAUCAGCUGGGAGGCGUGUCCUUCUCGCCCAACAGCCGGGACCAACAGGUUAAGUUUGCCCGUGCUGUCCAGAUCACCUACUACCUCCGCAACAAAGGACCUGUGGUGCAGGAUGCCAUUGCAGAGCGCUGGGAGAAUGAGUUCUGUGCCCUGGUCAGUCGGCUAUCUACUGCCGAAACACCUCAUGGACCAGACCAACUCCACAUCCACUCCCUCACUUCCUUUAGCUUGUGGCGAGACUUCCAUCAGACAGGCGUGCUAGCCAAGGGGGAGGUGUUGGUUAGCCUGGUCCUGGUGCUUCUGGCCGCCACCAUAUCCAGCUCCAUGCGGGACUGUUUGAGGGGGAAACCCUUCCUGGGCCUCCUGGGGGUGUUGACCAUCUGCAUUGCCAACGUGACAGCCGCAGGGAUCUUUUUCAUAUCAGAUGGGAAAUUCAAUUCCACACUCCUGGGGAUUCCAUUCUUUGCUAUGGGUCAUGGAAGCAAAGGGGUGUUUGAGCUGCUGGCAGGCUGGAGGAGAACAAGGGAAAACCUGCCUUUUAAGGAGCGUGUCGCCGAUGCAUUUGCCGAUGUGAUGGUGUGCUACACGAUGACCAGCUCGCUCUACAUCAUCACGUUUGGCAUGGGAGCAAGCCCUUUCACCAAUAUUGAGUCAGUGAAGAUUUUCUGCCAGAGCAUGUGUGUCGCCAUCCUGGUUAACUACUUCUACGUUUUCUCAUUCUAUGGCUCCUGCUUGGUGUUCGCUGGGCAACUGGAGCAAAACCGCUACCACAGUGUAUUCUGCUGUAAAAUUCCCUCAGUGGAGUACUUGGACCGCCAGCCCACUUGGUUUAAAACCAUGAUGAGUGAUGGCCAUGACCUCUCAACACACCAUGACAGUGUCCCUUACCAGAACCACUUCAUCCAGCACUUCCUGCGUGAACACUACACAGAGUGGAUUACAAACACCUAUGUCAAGCCCUUUGUGGUUAUUCUCUAUCUCAUCUAUGCUUCUUUCUCAUUCAUGGGAUGUUUACAAAUCAGUGACGGUUCAAACAUUGUCAACCUUUUGGCGAGUAACUCUCCAAGUGUUUCAUAUGCACUGACUCAGCAGAAAUACUUCAGCAACUACAGCCCUGUGAUUGGGUUCUACAUUUAUGAGCCCAUUGAGUAUUGGAACUCGACAGUGCAAGAGCAUUUGAAGACACUUAGUCACGGCUUCAACAAGAUCUCUUGGAUUGACAACUUUUUCCACUACUUGCGGGUGGUGAAUGUGAGCGCAUCGACCAAGAGUGACUUCAUCAAUAUCCUCAAAGGAUCAUUCCUGCGGAGCCCUGAGUACCAGCACUUCACAGAGGACAUCAUAUUCUCCAAGAACCGUGAUACCAAUGAGUACGAUAUCAUUGCCUCGCGCAUUUAUUUGGUGGCACGGACAACAGAAAAGAAGCGCGAGGAGGUGGUGGAACUUCUAGAGAAGCUUCGCCCACUGAUGCUGAUUAACAGUAUCAAAUUCAUUGCUUUCAAUCCCACAUUUGUGUUCAUGGACCGCUACAGUUCCUCUGUCAUUUCUCCAAUCCUGACCUCAGGCUUUAGUGUACUCACCAUCCUUAUUCUUACUUUCUUCCUUGUCAUUAACCCCUUGGGGAACUUCUGGCUCAUCCUCACAGUUACGUCAGUGGAGCUGGGCGUCUUAGGUUUGAUGACUCUUUGGAAUGUCGGUAUGGACAGCAUCUCAAUCCUGUGCCUUAUUUAUACCCUAAACUUUGCCAUGGAUCACUGUGUACCACACCUAUAUACCUUUGUGCUGGCCACCGAGCACACAAGGACACAGUGCAUCAAAUUGGCACUGGAGGAGCACGGUGCGGCCAUCCUGCAGAACACAUCUUGCUUUGUGAUUGGGAUCAUACCUUUAGUGUUUGUGCCUUCCAAUCUGACCUACACACUGUUCAAGUGCUCGCUCCUCACAGCCGGCUGUACCGUGCUUCACUGCUUCGUCAUCCUGCCCGUCUUCCUCACCUUCUUCCCACCAUCUAAAAAGAGACACAAGAAAAAGAAACGGGCCAAGCGGAAAGAAAGGGAGCGGGAAAGAGAGAGGGAACGAGAAAGGGAGGAGAUCGAGUGCAUAGACGUUCGAGAGAAUCCUGAUCAUGUGACAAAUGUCUGAGUAGUUUGUUGUUUUCGCAGUGAAUGUUCAUUGGAUUAUAUAAUGUAAUAAGACAAUUCUCAAGAUAAAGUGCAGUGAAGACGUCUGUCACCUGUGUGGUGAAGGGCUGCUUACUCCCGGCCAAUAGCAACUAAGCAGCCCAUAGUAGAGUGCAGUCCCAUUGGACAACCUUUCAGUAUAUGUCCUGACAGUGUCUUUCAUUGCUACCAACCACAGCAUAAUCAUAGUUCUACUACUAGGUACAGUAUAUGUGAAACUAGGUUAUCAGAACUGUACACAAAUUAUGAAUAUAUAGUAGAUUGCUCUAUUGAAAUAUUUGUAAAUCAGACUUUAUCUCCAGCGGCCCUUAUCUACAUGAGUGAGGCGCAAAGCAGUCUGUUAGCCAAGAAGGCGCAAACAGGCUAGAGGAAAUGUAAUCAUUAAGAAGCUACCAAUACAUCAGGGGCGCUUCAUCCAUUGAAGAAAAUUGUGCUGCGUUUCAUACACAAUGAGUGAAAAGGAUUUGGAUUCAUUUGUUUGUGUAUGUCAACGGAUGACUUGUCUGUUUUGCAUCAACUAAAAGGUUUGUGACCUCCAUAUGCUAACAACACCUAGCUUACAAUAGCUAGACUUUACCAGAAAACCAAAUCUCUUUCGCAACUUUUAUUAACAUCUUUUUUGCCAAUUGAUUGGGCUUUGCCUACAUAAAAGCAAAAAUAAUGAGGAUUACAUUGUUCUUUUUCCUCCCUCCAAAUUGUAAAUUUUAGUGGGAAUUUUAUGAGGAAAAUAUGGGAUUUGGGAAGAUUUCUAAGAAAACAAACCAUAAAGCAAAAAGAUCGGUAUAAAUGUGUGUUAUGUUCUUUUCCACACUGUGAGACUUGAACCUUC